CUUCCAAUUUGAAAACCAUGGCUGAAGCACAACUCCCUCAGGUGAACGAGAUGUUCGACACUGUCCUUAUUCUGGACUUUGGAUCCCAGUACUCCCACUUGAUUACCCGUCGUGUCCGUGAGAUGGGUGUCUACUGCGAGCUCUUGCCCUGCACCCAGAAGAUGUCUGAACUUCACUUCAAGCCCAAGGGUAUCAUCUUGUCAGGCUCUCCUUACUCUGUCUACGAUACCGAUGCUCCCCGUGUUGACCCCGCUGUCUUUGAGUCGGGUGUCCCUAUUCUCGGUAUCUGCUACGGUCUCCAGGAAAUGACCAACCAUAUGGGUGGCAAGGUUGAAGCCUGCGAUCACCGUGAGUACGGCCACGCCAUGCUUAAUGUCAUUAAGCACCCCAACUUCCCUCUUGCUGACAAGCUCUUCGAGGGUCUUGGUGACGAAUUGAAGGUCUGGAUGAGUCACGGCGAUCAGGUCACACAAGCUGCUCCUGGCUUCUUGGUUAUUUCCAAGACCAACACCGCUCCCUUUGCCGCAGUUGCUCACGAGUCAAAGCCUUUCUUCGGUAUCCAGUUCCACCCCGAAGUUACUCACACCGACGAUGGCCAGGCUGUCUUGAAGAACUUUGUUGUUAACAUUUGCCACGCCGAUGCCUCAUGGACUAUGGAUGCUUUUGUUGAUAAGGAAAUUGCCCGUAUCAGAAAGAUUGUUGGCCCUCACGGUCGUGUUGUUGGUGCUGUCUCUGGUGGUGUUGACUCUACCGUCGCUGCCAAACUUAUGCACGAAGCCAUUGGUGACCGUUUCCACGCCAUCUUGGUCGACAACGGUGUGAUGCGUCUUAACGAGUGCGCCAAUGUCAAGAAGAUGUUGGGUGACAAGAUGGGUAUCAACAUUAAGGUUAGCGAUGCCGCCGAUCUGUUCUUGGGUCGUCUCAAGGGCGUCACUGAUCCCGAGACCAAGCGUAAAAUCAUCGGCAACACCUUCAUUGAGGUUUUCGAGGCCGAGGCUGCCAUCAUUGACAAGGAGUGUGGUGGUGAGAUUGAGUACCUUCUCCAGGGAACUCUCUACCCUGAUGUUAUUGAGUCCAUCUCCUUCAAGGGACCCUCCGCUACCAUCAAGACCCACCACAAUGUCGGUGGUCUUCUCGAGGAUAUGAAGCUCAAGCUCAUUGAGCCCCUUCGCGAGUUGUUCAAGGAUGAGGUCCGUGCUCUUGGCAAGAUUCUUGGUCUUGAUGAUGAACUUGUCUGGCGUCACCCCUUCCCUGGACCAGGUAUUGCUAUCCGUGUCUUGGGUGAGGUUACCAAGGAGCAGGUCGAGAUUGCCCGUCUUGCCGACAACAUUUACAUUGAAGAGAUCAAGAAGAAUGGCUACUACCGCCAGAUUGCUCAGGCAUAUGCCGCUCUUUUGCCCAUCAAGGCCGUCGGUGUCAUGGGUGACAAGCGUACUUACGAGCAGGUCAUUGCUCUCAGAGCUGUUGAGACCAAGGAUUUCAUGACUGCUGAUAUCUUUGCCAGCGCAGAAUGGUUUGUCUGCCUCAAGCGUAUUAGUUCCCGUAUCAUCAAUGAAGUUAAGGGUGUAAACCGUGUGGUGUACGAUAUCAGCUCCAAGCCCCCAGCUACUAUCGAGUGGGAAUAAGUCAAUACAUUAUAUCUGUUCUUUUGUUCUUUUUCUUUUAAUGUUCAACUUUCCAUUUUCUUUAUCCACAUCUUUUACAUUUCUUCUCUUUGCAUUAAAAAUAAAAUAAAAAUGACUCUACAUCUGUUUCAAUUAUAAAA
Molecule: messenger RNA, 1765 nt
Organism: Phycomyces blakesleeanus NRRL 1555(-)
Lineage: Eukaryota; Fungi; Mucoromycota; Mucoromycetes; Mucorales; Phycomycetaceae
Exons: 4
Coding region: 18-1625 (535 amino acids)
Biological process (GO): GMP biosynthetic process
Cellular component (GO): cytosol
Molecular function (GO): GMP synthase activity; ATP binding; GMP synthase (glutamine-hydrolyzing) activity
Source: RefSeq, a predicted model, not a curated record